Cheilinus undulatus (humphead wrasse) is the source of this 3251-nucleotide messenger RNA. Its product is annotated as gastrula zinc finger protein XlCGF57.1-like. Gene Ontology annotation, molecular function: RNA polymerase II cis-regulatory region sequence-specific DNA binding; DNA-binding transcription factor activity, RNA polymerase II-specific. The transcript is spliced from 2 exons. Lineage: Eukaryota; Metazoa; Chordata; Actinopteri; Labriformes; Labridae. Gene Ontology annotation, biological process: regulation of transcription by RNA polymerase II. The coding region runs from base 99 to 2054 and encodes 651 amino acids. The record is from RefSeq and is a predicted model, not a curated record.
UUUCACCACAGGCUCUCUCAAAGUGGCUAAGCUAACGCUAGCUGGUAGUAAUGUAAUGUUCACGUCAUUUGUCCUUUUUGACUCUUGGAUGUGUGAAAAUGUCUGAGUUUAAAGCAGAAGAGAAGCCGCAGAGAGCAGAAGCUCAGCAGCUGCUGGUGAAUAAAGGAGAGUUUACCCCUGAGAAGCAGGAGUGGAGCUCCAGUAUGGACCAGGAGGACUCUGAGCCCCCACACAUUAAAGAGGAACAGGAGGAAUUGUGGAGCAGUCAGGAGGGAGAGCAACUUCAAGGACUGGAGGAGGAUGAUCCCACCAAGCUCCCAUUCACACUUGUCAUUGUGAAGAGUGAAGAUGAUGAGGAGAAACCUCAAUUCUCACAGCUUCAUGAAAGACAAAGUGACCAGAUGGAAACAGGAGCUAAAGGAGAGGAUUAUGAAGGAGCAGAACAAUCCAGCAACCCAGAUCCAGAGACACAUUUACAACCAGCAAUUGAGGUCAAGACUGAAGACUCUUCAGAAGCUGAGACUGAUGACAGUGAAGAUUGGAGGGAGACAAGAGGUCAUCAGUCAGGUUCAAGCUCUGUGAAAAACAUAAAAACGAAGAGACUGAAAACUAGUAAAAAAUCACACAGCUGCUCUGAGUGUGGUAAAACAUUCAAAGCAAGACAGGAUCUGAGCAGACAUAUGAGAACUCACACAGGAGAGAAACCCUUCAGCUGUUUAGUUUGCAGAAAAAAGUUUUCCGUAAAAGGCUCUCUAAGCAGUCACAUGUUAGUUCACACAGGAGAAAAGCCAUUCAGCUGCUCUGUAUGUGGUAAAAAAUUUAACCUGAAAGGAAACCUAACCACACACAUGAAGGUUCAUAAGGGGGAGAAACCCUUCAGCUGCUCAGAGUGUGGCAAAAGGUUUAAAAUAAAGGGAAAUCUGACCACACACUUGAUGAUUCAUUCAGGAGAGAAACCUUUUAGCUGUACCAAGUGUGAAAAAAAAUUUACCCAAAGGUCUGGUUUGGCACUUCACAUGGCAGUUCAUAGAGGGGAGAAACCCUUCAGCUGCCCCAAAUGUGGUAAAAGAUUUUCCUGGCACAGAAAUCUGACUAAACACAUGUUUGUACAUAUGGAGGAGAAGCCCUUCAGUUGCUCUCAAUGUGGAAAGCAAUUUGGAGAAAAAAGGAUUCUAAUCAGACAUCAAACAGUUCACACGGGUGAAAGAGCCUUCAGCUGUCCUAUAUGUGGUAAAGGGUUUUCACAAAAAGGUAAUCUCAAACUACACAUUCCAACUCACAGAGGAGAGAAACCCUACAGCUGUACUGAGUGUGGUAAAUCGUUUAGUAAAAAGGCAUAUAUGACCUCACACAUGAUGAUUCACUCAGGAGAGAAACCAUUUAGCUGCACUGAGUGUGAGAAAACUUUUACCCAUAAAGCUGGUCUGGCAUAUCACAUGGCAACUCAUGGAGGGGAGAAACCCUUCAGCUGCUCUGAGUGUGACAAAAGAUUUUACCAUAAACAACAUUUGAACAUCCACAUGAUUAGUCAUACAGCUGAAAAACCCUUUUGCUGCUCUCAGUGUGGAAAACAGUUUGGAGCUAAAAGGCUUUUAGAAAGGCACAAUAAAGUUCACACAGGGGAGAAAGCCUUUGGUUGCCCUGAUUGUGGUCAGAGAUUUGCAUUAAAGUAUUAUCUGACACUUCACAUUCUAAAUCACAGAGGAGAGAAACCCUACAGCUGCUCCGAGUGUGGCAAAACAUUUAAAGUCAAGAGCAAUCUGACCCAACACAUGGUGGUUCACACUGGAGAGAAACCCUUCAGCUGUUCUGACUGUGGUAAAAGUUUUAGCCACAAGUCUUAUUUAAAAGUUCACAUGGCCCAUCACAGGGGUGAGAAACCUUAUAGCUGUUCUGUUUGUGGCCAAAGAUUUUCUUGGCAUCCACAGUUACAAAGUCACAAUUGUGUUGGAGGUCAGGUGUCAGAGCCUGAACAAAUCCCAACAGGGGAGAAAAGUGAGAUAGAAAGAAAAGCUCAUGGAGAGGACUGUGGAGGAGCAGGACGAGGAUCUUGAAACCAGAAAGACAUUUACAGCCAGAGACUGGGGUCAGCACCUUAGUCUCUUCUAAGGCUGUGGCUGAGGACGGUGAAAACUGGAAGCAGAACAGGGAGCAUCUUUCAGGAUUAAAUUCUGCUGAACAGAAAUUGAGAGAUCAGAGACUGAAAGAAAGUCACACAGCUGCUCUGAGUGUACUUAAGCAUUCAGACAGAAGUAUGGUCUCAGCACACAUGUUAAUUCACAUGAGAGAAACCCCUCAGCUGCUCUCUUUGCCAAAAGAAAUUUUACCUGAAAGGGACAAUGGGCAUUCACAUGACGAUUCACAUGGAUGACAGACCCUUCAGCUGCUCUGUAUGCAGUAAAGGAUCCACUCAAAGUCUCUCUUGACAACUCAUAUGGCGUAUCGCAGAGGAGAGAAAACUUACAGCGACCGUGUCUGUGACCAACCACUAUUAUGACAUUCACAGUUACAAAGACACAAGUGUGUAAGAGGUCAUUCUUCAGAUUUUCAUCAAAACCAAACUGAGGAUUUAAGAAAGGCAAACAUAGGAGCUGAUGGGGAGGACUGUGGAGGAACAGAACCAUCUUGGAUCUAGAGAGACAUUUACAGCCAGACACUGAGGUCAAGACUGAAGACAGUGGUGAUCAGCUGGAGACGAUAGAUCAGCCAGGUUUCGACUCUGAAAAACAUUAAAAGGAACAGAAUGAAGACUGAUAAGAAAUCAGAUCCCUGCUUUGCUCAUAACAGGACCUGCCCAGGUUUGGAUAUAUGUAAAACUUUCCCCACAUCAGAAUCACAAAUAUUUAUUUAUACAAGUCCAAAUCAAAUCAAACUGUCCAAAAUUAAUUUUUGCUCUUAAGCCCUAAAUAACUCAUGUACAGCAGCAGGUUUGAGCUCGAAAAAGCAGCUGCUGGCAUCUUCCAUGCACCUUCUUCAUCUUCCUCAGCACACCAAUGAAUCAGGUAGUGUGUCACUCCUGGGUCAUUAGUUGCACUGCUAACAUUUACUAACUACUAAGACUAUGAUGUAGAUUAUAUUCUUAUUUAUUUUUUAUUUUUUAUUUGGUGAAAGAUUACCACCUUUGGACCAGAGCAGUAGUUCUCAACAUGGGGCUGGCACUCAAAAGUGGGUCACUGAGCUGUUUUCAGUGGGUCACUGUUGUGUCCCUGGGGAUAAAAAUGUCAAAUGUUUAGAAAGUAGAGAAAGUGUAG